AUGGCAAACAAUGGCCCGACCAUCAAGACUGAGCCUGGAGCCCAGGACGAAGAGGCAUGGGACGAGGAGCGUCUGGAACUGGCUUUGAACGAGCUCAAGAUAUUGCACAUCAAACUUCGAGGUUUGCGCACAACCAUCCCAAGAAUGAUGGAGCCACUCUCGGCCAAGCAGUCAUCCCCCCAAAUCAAGUUUGACUCCAUCCUGGGUUCUGUCGCCGCUGCCAAGAAGGAGGUGCAGGACUUUCAGGACCUUCGAAAGAGCGAAAAGAUCACCGAAAUCAUGGACCACGCUGCCCGGCGCCGAAGAGAAGAACCCAACGGGAUCAAGGUCUGGCAAGCAACAGAUCAUCCCGACUGGGCGACGACGACGGCGACGAUGGCGACAGAAUCAUAG
Molecule: messenger RNA, 393 nt
Organism: Colletotrichum higginsianum IMI 349063
Lineage: Eukaryota; Fungi; Ascomycota; Sordariomycetes; Glomerellales; Glomerellaceae
Product: Ribosomal protein L34e
Exons: 3
Coding region: 1-393 (130 amino acids)
Source: RefSeq, a predicted model, not a curated record